This is a messenger RNA of Paecilomyces variotii, 774 nucleotides long. RefSeq lists its product as hypothetical. Lineage: Eukaryota; Fungi; Ascomycota; Eurotiomycetes; Eurotiales; Thermoascaceae. The record is from RefSeq and is a predicted model, not a curated record. Bases 1 to 774 code for a protein of 257 amino acids. The transcript has 3 exons.
AUGGCCAUCUUCGACAGAUCCCUGGCUGGUCCAGGCUAUGUGAUUCUCAAUACUAUCCGCGUCAUGAAUAUCAUCGUGUUCCUUACGAUCAUUGCUGCGUGCGCCGUCAUGCUUGUCAAAAUCAAACUAGUCAACAGCUUCUUCUUUUUCGAGGCCGUAGGGCAUGUCAUUACUGCGAGUAUUAGCAUUUUUCUCAUUAUAUCUGAACUAAAUAUUCUUCGCGGUUAUUUCAACAAGCACUGGCCCCUUCUGGGACAGGAGUCGGGAUUUACGACCUUCGCAUUCGCAAUGGCCACUAUUGGGAUUUCCCUGCUGGGAGAUCUCAACUCGUCGGAAACGAGCCAGAAAGCCUUGGGGCUUGCCUUCUGGAGAAUAGUAGCCGCGGCGGGUAUCCUCGCCAUUACCAUGGCAUUCGUCAAUCUAUUGACCAGUUUCAUAUUUGCAGACAGAAAGGCCGGAGUGACUGCGCGUCAUGUCCGUGCCUAUGGCGCCGUUGCUCCCCAGAAAGUCUUCAUCACCCGAUCGAGCAGCAACAAGUCCUUCCAACUCGGUAUGAAUCGCGAAGAAACACUUCCAACUUACCGUCCGAGUACCGCGAGCACCAGAUCCAUGUCGAUGCGCAACGCAACUCGAUUCCCCUUGAAGAUCUCCUCGCCCAUCAACCACAACCACCAGUUCCAGGACGCCUCUUCGUCGCGAUAUUCCAGGGACGAGAAUGAUGUCUCAGUUCCGAACUUGGCACACCAUCCCGCUAUGUACUCUGGUCACAUCUAA